GAUAAGAGAGGGGGCAUCAUCGUCUCUCUUAUCCGGAUCAAGGAAACCUUGAACGCCCAACACCAUGCUCCCGAUGUCUGUGCACCCGGCGACUACGGCGACCCUCGUCUCGCGCCCCCGCCUCUCUGCACCCAAAUCUCCUGCCUCCCCUAGCACCUCCUCCCUUCCUCACCUGGUCCACUUCAAGAGCAGGAGGCUGCCCCUUCGCUCGCUCCGCGGCCUCGCUGCCGCCGCUGUCGAAGCGGAGCAGUCGUUCGUCGGGUUGGGAGAAGAGGAGCCUGAAGUUGGAGCUGCGGAUGCUGACGCCGUGGUGGAAGGCGAGGAGUACAAGGUGGCAGUGCCUGAAAGGCAGGAUCCCAUGCUCGUGCUGAAAUUCAUAUGGAUGGAGAAGAACAUCGGCAUAGCGCUCGAUCAGAUGGUUCCAGGCUUUGGUAGCAUCCCGUUGAGCCCAUACUACUUCUGGCCACGGAAAGAUGCGUGGGAGGAGCUAAGAGCAAAGCUGGAGGAGAAAGAGUGGAUCUCGCAGAAGCAGAUGAUCAUCCUUCUCAACCAGGCCACGGACAUCAUCAACCUCUGGCAGCAGGGCGGCGGUAGCUUGUCGACAUGAGCUUCUCUCUGUUCUCCCAACCGCACGAGCUGUUUAUCGUCCUUGUUCUUGCUUCAUCUACAUGGCUCUCUGUUGUUAAUGUUAAAGCCACAUGGUACAUGUUCCUCUAGAUCGAGUCAAAUCUGUUUUCAUAUGAUUCUGUAUGUUGAAAUGAGUUUUGAUUAAUCCCCCCAAGGGUGGAGGAUUUGGGUUCAACAAUUGGUAGGAGUGAACGAUGUACAAAGCCGUGUAAGAUGAUUGGUUUGCUAACUACUCCUACCAUUUUCAUACCA
Molecule: messenger RNA, 879 nt
Organism: Brachypodium distachyon (stiff brome)
Lineage: Eukaryota; Viridiplantae; Streptophyta; Magnoliopsida; Poales; Poaceae
Product: 30S ribosomal protein 3, chloroplastic
Exons: 2
Coding region: 65-607 (180 amino acids)
Biological process (GO): translation
Cellular component (GO): ribosome
Molecular function (GO): structural constituent of ribosome
Source: RefSeq, a predicted model, not a curated record